GUCAUUGUCAAUUCAAUUGUCAUUAUUUAUGAAACGAGCCGUGAAAUCAAAAUUAUUUGUUUAGAUUUCAGUGGUAAAACAAACGAUUCAUAAAACUAUUGAACAAAAAUACUAAAAACAAAAUUAAACUUUGUUAUUUUUAUAUUUCUUGUGAGUUUUAAUAUGGGUCUUGAAAACAUGCGUCGUUGGCCCAUGUAUAUUGUGUUUGGCGUUUGCAUUUUUUUAGUUUUAUCAUUGCUCAAUAGCUGGAGCUUGGAAGGGGCCCUCCAAGAUCGUAUUGGAGAAAUGAGCUUACAAAUACAGGACUGCUCACACAAACAGUCGUCCUGUAACACUCAAAACAUUGCAUUAGCAGAAGAUAAAGAAGUUUACAAGAACAAAGUGAGUGAAUUACACAAACAGAAAUCUAAACUUAUUCCGGAACUAGAUGGCUACAAAAACACGAUAUCUAAGUACGAGUCAAAGAUCAACCACACUCUGGUCGAUGUAGACCUGUGCAAAACUGAGUUGCAGUCUCUUAAGAAUCUUCAAGUGAGUAAAUCUGCUACUUUAGAAACAUUGAGAUUGGAGAAAGAUACUUUGACGACACAGCUAAGUGAAAGAAAGCAAAAGAUAGAGGAGCUAGAGAAGGAAGUGGAAAGAUUGAAGUUAUCUUUAAGUACCAAGAGUGCUGCUGCACCGGUGGUUUCGAAAGUGACUCCGGCGGCGCAGGUUCCAAUACUGAACCCAGUGUUGAAUGCACCCAUCAACGAGCCCGAGCCCAUGGGGCCUAAUGAUGCCAAGGAGGAAAUGGAAGACAGCAAUGCACUGAAUGAUGGCAAUGAGAUGGAUCCCAGUAUACAAUAGUGAACAUUUCAAAUUAUUUUUAAGUUUUGGACUAUGGAAUUGGAAAGUAUUUUAUCAGAAUAUCAAUUAUUUUAAAGAAGACUAGGAAUUUUUGAGUUUAAAAAUGAUGGUAACAAAAUUUUACAAAGCUAUAAAUUGAGCAUGUUAGGUAGGUAUGUGUGUUUAUUCUUUUUUUUGUAUUCAUUAGUUUUAAAAACAAUACAGCAAUAGUGCUAGUCUUAAGAAUUAUGUGAUCUACUUUCAUUUCAUACAGUAUUAGAUUCCACAUUAGAUCUGAAUAUUUUGAAUCACUACCUUCACUCUUGUUGUAUGUUAUAUCUGUAAGAAGUGCUGUAUCAAAAUUGUCAUCUAAAGAGAUAUAUAUCCACCCAUAGGGCUAACAGUUUGAUCCUCAAUAUCAGACUUGGUAAAUGAAUUCAGUAAUAUUUUUUCCUUAUAUAAAUGGUGGUGGAAACAUAAUAUCUCUUUUGCAGAUUGUACCUUUAUUUUCAAACAAAUGUGACCAGUGAAUUUCAUUUACAAUAAAUAAGUACAAGGAGCAUACUACUGCUUAAGCAUUUUGGUACUUUAUACAAGUGUGUAUAAGUACCUUCCUGAUUAUUGUUCAUUCAUAAUUUUAUUAUUGUAUUCUUUAUUUGAUUACACAUAUUAUUAUAUAUUUUGCAUUUUUGUUAGAAUUUAUGAAUUUACUAGUGCCAUGCACAUACUACUGUAUUAUCAAUCAUCACAUAAUAAUAAUAUUGUUUUUGUGUCCAAGUCCAACUAACAUAAAAUUUUGUAUUAAAUCGAAAAGUACCUACUUGAGUACAGAGUGCCAAAUAAUGUCUUACCGGAAAUGGUUAGUUUGAUAAUAAAAUUAAUGACAAUAUGUGAUUGGAAGCAGACUGCCAGGCAGUGUAUUGCGUGGGAUGUAGGGUAAAUAAAUAAUUUGUAUGAUUACAAUAAUUGUGUACCUUC
Messenger RNA from Plutella xylostella (diamondback moth), 1803 nucleotides. RefSeq lists its product as uncharacterized. NCBI's taxonomy places the organism in Eukaryota, Metazoa, Arthropoda, Insecta, Lepidoptera, Plutellidae. The record is from RefSeq and is a predicted model, not a curated record.